Messenger RNA from Daldinia decipiens, 1373 nucleotides. RefSeq lists its product as uncharacterized. The coding region runs from base 1 to 1239 and encodes 412 amino acids. The transcript is spliced from 3 exons. The record is from RefSeq and is a predicted model, not a curated record. Lineage: Eukaryota; Fungi; Ascomycota; Sordariomycetes; Xylariales; Hypoxylaceae.
AUGCUUCCGUCGCGAUGGAUAAAAGUGGUAAGCUUCUUACGCGUUGGGUCAUGUAUUGCGGUUCUUGCCCAAGAAGAUUCUCUUCAGGCCUCAAUCAUCGAUAGGUCUACGUUGGACGGGAAACUAUUUGUCGGAUACCAGGCAUGGUUCCGGAAGCCGUUCGAAGAUAAUGGCAACUCCCACUGGACGACUUCACUAUCCGAUCCAGGGCUUACACUAAUUCAUUAUGUAGUCGGUGUCGACAUGGUACCUAAUAUUACGGGGUAUCCAGAAGAGUGCCUCUUUGACACCUCAUUUACUCUCCCAGACGGCAAGCCCGCACAGUUCUACACGAACGACUGCGAGUGGGUCGUGGACCUACACUUUAGCAUGAUGGCAAACUACGGUAUCAGCGGCGCUUUCAUCCAAAGGUUCUAUGGGUAUAUCAACGAAGCGAACGGAGGUUGGGUUAACAUCUUGAACUAUGCAAAAACAGCUGCCGAGAAAUAUGGGCGUGGGUUCGUGAUCGAAUACGACCUUAACGGUGCAGCAACGGGUUCCACAAACGUCACCGACACGUUUUUGGCAGAUCUAGAAGCUCUCUCCUCCAUCACCUCGUCGCCAGCAUAUAUGCAUCAAAACGGGAAGCCCGUCCUUGAGAUAUGGGGGCUCGGCAUAGUAACCGAGGUCACCGUGGAUGACGGAAUCGCAAUAGUAACAGCGCUGAAGAACGCAGGUUGGUACGUGAUACUCGGAGUCCAACAAGCGUGGCACGCAGAGCUAGCGGCAGAUCAGCCUGGCGGGUUCGGACCAGUCUACAAGCUCGCACAUAUGAUACAGCCCUGGACCGUGGGAUCUUACGACGUCAACAACUACGACGAAUUCCACGACGGAAGACAGGCCAUCGAAGACAGAAACGCAUUGCAGCAGUUGGGAUUAGAAAGCAGUAUUGUCGUGUGGCCAGGGGGCUCAAGCAGCAACGCGAACCCAAGCGAGGUGUUUGAUCACUUCCCUAGGUGGAACGGCACGUUCUAUCAAAAGCAAUUAGACGGUGCUAUUAGCUUGAAGCCUAAUUUCAUAUUCGGUGCUAUGUUUGACGAAGUGAACGAGGGAACAGCGAUAUUCCCCGUACUAAGAAAUAGGGAGUUACCUACCAAUCAACGUUUCCUAGGGAUCGACGACGACAUGGAACCGGAUAUUUAUCUGAAGAAGGCGGGAGAUGCAGCGUCAAAAUUGGCGGCGGCUUGGCAAGGGGAUUAGUGUCAACUGCAAGGGGUCAGAUUUCCCUUACGAUAACGUCGAUUACUUUUGUGAUAUACUGAACGUAUUAUCCUUCGGCUCAGGUGAUUUAGCGGUGGGUGGAUCACUGUCACUGAGCUGCAUGGUAUAAUUUA